AUGACCUCAACUGCCCCACGUACUGCAUUCGUAACCGGCGCUGCGUCGCAAGGUAUUGGCCGUUCUAUAUCCAUCCGGCUUGCACAGGACGGCUUUUCCGUAGCUUUAAACGACAUCCCAUCACAGGAAGAAAAGCUUUCGGAACUGAAGAAGGAGAUUGAGAGGAUAUAUGGAGCCAGUAGUGACCAGCGAUGCGUGGUCACCUUGGGAGACGUGUCGUCAGAGGGAGAUGUCAAACGGAUGUUUGAGGAGGUGGUCGAUCAACUCGGUGGUCUGGACGUUAUGGUUGCGAAUGCUGGGAUCUAUAUUGCAAUGAAGCCCAUCCUUGAGACUUCGCUCGACGCUUUUGACAGAGUCAUGUCGGUAAAUGUCCGGGGCAUGUUUUUAUGCUACCAGCAUGCGGCCAGCCAGAUGAUCAAACAAGGCCGUGGAGGAAGGAUAAUAGGUGCAUCGUCCUUGGUCGGAAAGCAAGGCUCACCUUCGGCAACUGCUUACAGUACUAGCAAGUUUGCUAUCCGUGGCUUGACACAGUCCGUUGCGCAGGAUCUUGGUAAAUUUGGCAUCACCGUGAACGCUUAUGCGCCCGGCGCCAUUUCUUCCGAUAUGCUACGGAAUAUGGCCAAUGAUACUGACGAUCCACCAGCGCUCAUAAAAUCUCAAGCGGAAGUGGCCGCCGUCAAGAGAGUAGGGGAACCUGAAGAUGUGGCAGGAUUGGUCUCGUUCCUCGCCUCCGACUCAUCGAGCUUCAUGACCGGUAUGUACCCAACUUACUUUUUGACCAUCGACGGUGGGCGGUACUUCGAUUGA
This is a messenger RNA of Stereum hirsutum FP-91666 SS1, 807 nucleotides long. Its product is annotated as NAD-P-binding protein. The coding region runs from base 1 to 807 and encodes 268 amino acids. The record is from RefSeq and is a predicted model, not a curated record. NCBI's taxonomy places the organism in Eukaryota, Fungi, Basidiomycota, Agaricomycetes, Russulales, Stereaceae. Gene Ontology annotation, molecular function: oxidoreductase activity, acting on the CH-OH group of donors, NAD or NADP as acceptor. The transcript has 10 exons.